UGGUUACCCCCCCAAUACAUGGCAGUUUCAUACCCCUGAUUUUGUUUAAAACGUUGAUUGUUGCAUUGUAAUGUGUUAAAAUUUUUUAUACAAAACCGUGGUCACCAUUAUUGUUUACAUUUUUUAGUAUUGAGAAUAGUGUAGUGUGUUUAUUUUAUUAAUUAUAUUUGCAUCGAAUUUGAACUAGCAUGGAUGAAGCUUCAUCGACACCUCGAGCUAAGCGGCUAAAGACUGAUAAAACUGGACGCCUAUCAGCUUUGGAAAAACUGAAACAACUGAAAGGCAGCAAACAUAAAUAUGAAGUCGAGCAGAUGGAAAAUGUUUAUGAUGAAGUAGAUGAAAGAACAUACAGUAAAACAGUUUUGGAAAGACAGAACGACGAUUGGAUUGUCGACGAUGGGGGAAGUGGAUACGUGGAAGAUGGUAGAGAAAUAUUUGAUGAUGAUCUCGAUAAUGAUAGCAUUCGACAAGCCUCAAAGGAUUCAAUGGCAGGCCCUAGGAAAAAGAAAAAGGAAGAAAAGAAGAGCAAAGGGAACAUUAGAGACAUGUUCAUGAAUAUGUCUACAAAGCAGAAAACUGCAGAGAAACUUGACGACGAUAACAUUUUAGGUGAUCUUAUGUCAGAACUUCAAAAUGAAAAGUCUACUCCAAAGCGCAAACAAGUACAGUCCCGAAAUAAAUUUGCUAUCACUCCAAAAGCUGCUGUUACUAAUAAAACGGCUCGCCAGGAAGCAGAUCGCAAUAAUAGUAUAAGUCAAACUAUACAGAAUGAUGAGGACUCCGAUGAAGCAAUGUUUGAUAAACCAGCGUCUCUUAGAAAGGAGAAAAAUGAAAAGAAAAGUUCUGAGACAUCUGUAAAUAUUGAAAAAUCCUCAGUGUCGCAAAGUAAAAGCCAAGAAAUAGACAGUGACAGUGACUUUUGCGGAUCUCAAGAUAUCACUGCAGAGUCUGUACUCAAAAGUAAAAAUACUAACACGUCAUUAAGCCAAAUUAUUGAAGAUGAUACAGAAGAUAUUGAUAAAUAUGUUGGAGAUCUGUCAAAUAUAGAUUUUGAAAGUGAUAGUAUUGAUAUGAGUGCGUCAUUUGUACAAAAAACAACCACGGAUACAAACGUGCCUCAAGUGGAACAAUUGGACAAACCAAAGGAAACAAUAAAAACUGAUAAAUUAAAAGUCUUGUGCAAAGAUGUUGAAGAAAAGAUAGUUGAAUCUGAAUUAUUUAAUGAAGAAUGGGAGACGAAUUUUGGAAUUCAGCAGAACGAACCUGAUAUUUCUAUCAAUACAGAGGAUUUACCGCUCACUACAAACAAUAAAGGUGAAAAGGUUUUUCGAUUCUUUUGGUUGGAUGCCACGGAAGAUCCUUACAAACAACCUGGAAUCGUACAUCUCUUUGGAAAAGCUUACGUUCCAUCUGCAAAUAUAUACGUGUCCUGCUGUAUCAUGAUAAAAAAUAUCGAAAGACGAAUUUAUCUUCUUCCCAGAGAAUAUACUAAAUCUGAAAACCCAGAUCCUGAUUCAGAAAAUAAACAAGUCUCACUUUCGGACGUGUAUAAAGAAUUCAAUGAAUUAGCCGACAAGAAAGGAAUUAAAAGCUUCCGUUCCUGUAGCGUCUCAAAGUACUAUGCUUUCGAAAAAGAAGGCGUACCAAAUUUCUCUGAAUACUUGGAAGUAAGAUAUCCUGCAACAUAUCCAGCUUUAGAUCCUGAUUACAAAGGGACUACAUUUGAAACCAUUUUCGGAACGUCAGUGAAUGCUCUUGAAUUGUUAUUAAUAGAAAGGGAUAUUAAAGGUCCUUGUUGGUUGGAUGUGAAAAAUCCAUUACCAGCUGGAAACUCUGUUAGCUGGUGCAAAAUACAGGUAAAUUGUAUGAAGAAAGAACACAUUUCAGUUUCUGAAAGUACUGAAAACAAAUCACCUCCACCAAUGAUAGUUGCAACAUUAAAUGUGAGGACGUCAUUAAAUUCUAAACUGCAACAAAAUGAAGUCGUCAUGGUGUCGAUUCUUCUUCAUAAUAAAUAUAAAAUCGACAAACCGGCACCUAAACCACCAUUUGAACAGCAUAUGUGUUUAAUUACUAAUCCAAAGGAUACGCCAUGGCCUAUGCAUGCGCGCGAUACAUUGUCAAAAAUCAAACAUACAAAAGUAAUCCGAUGUGAGACCGAACUCGACUUACUCCAGGAGUUACUCAAUAUCAUUCAUAAAGCCGAUCCAGAUUUAAUAGUGGGAUACGAUUGUGGGUUUCAAUUAGAUGUACUGAUGCAUCGAAUGUUUACUUUAAAAGUGCCAAAUUGGAGCCGAAUAGGGAAAUUGAAACGCUUGGUGCCACCGAUCUUUAAGUCUAAAAUCAAUCUGGCACAAUCCUUUACUGGACGCCUUAUAUGUGAUAUACAAAAUUCUGCAAGAGAAUUGAACUUGAAGGUCCGGAGCUACGAUUUGCAAUCACUAUGUACAGCUGUUCUUAAGAAAUCGGAGAAUGAAUGCAAAGAAAUAACCCCUGGAGAAUGCUCUAAGUACUAUAGUUCCAAUGAAAAACUGCAAAAUCUAAUACGUAUAACAAUGAGAGAAGCUUCAUACAUCAUUACGAUCAUGUUUGAUCUUAAUGUAAUGCCACUUGCAUUGCAAAUUACUUGCAUAGCUGGGAAUAUUUUAUCAAGAACAUUGACAGCUGGCAGAGCGGAGAGAAAUGAGUACCUGUUGUUGCACGCAUUUUUUAAAAAGAAUUACAUAACACCGGAUAAACGGCUUAACAAGAAAGGAAAAGAUGAUACAGCGAAUAAUAAUCCUCGUAGAAAGAAAGCGGCAUACGCUGGUGGUUUAGUUUUAGAACCGAAAAAGGGAUUUUACGACAAGUUAAUAUUACUUAUGGACUUCAAUUCCUUGUACCCCAGUAUUAUACAAGAAUAUAAUCUAUGUUUUACAACCGUGCCUGGUGCUGCUUAUGCUGACAGUAAGGAUUUAAGUUAUCCAGAAUCGGAUUUGGAGCCGGGAAUUGUCCCAACUGAAAUUCGUAAACUGGUGGAAAGUCGUGUAGAGGUAAAAAAGCUGAUGAAAACACCCAAUCUUCCGGCUGAAUUAAAAAUGCAGUACAAUAUCAGGCAAAUGGCAUUGAAAUUGACUGCGAAUUCUAUGUAUGGAUGCCUCGGAGCUAAUCAUUGUCGUUUCUAUGCCAAAGGAUUAGCAGCUCUAGUUACAGCAAAAGGUCGGGACAUUUUACAAAAUACGAAGCAUUUAGUCGAAACCAUGAAUUAUGAUGUGAUUUAUGGGGACACUGAUUCCAUCAUGAUCAAUACGAAUAUUCUUGAUUAUGAAGAGGUGUUCGCUGUUGGGAAGAAGAUUAAGCAAGAGGUCAACAAGUUGUACAAAAAAGUAGAGCUCGAGAUAGACGGAGUGUUUAAAUACUUACUCCUUCUGCAAAAGAAGAAAUAUGCCGCGGUUAUAAUAAAUAAACUACCAAAUGGACAACUAGAAACGGUACAGGAACACAAGGGUUUAGACAUUGUAAGACGUGACUGGUGCCAAUUAGCAUGCGAAACAGGAAGGAACAUUUUAGACCAGCUUCUGUCCGACCAGUCGACUGAAACACGACUAGAAAAUAUAUUCGAGAUCUUACAAACUGUUGCCAAAAACGUGAGAGAAGAGAAAGUACCUUUGAAGUCCCUACUUAUCACGAAGCAGCUUUCCAAAAAUCCGAACGAUUACCCUGACAAGAAACAAGCUCAUGUUAACGUUGCCCUUAGAUCUAAUAAAGAAGGUGGACGAAUGUGGAAGAUCGGAGACGUUAUUUCAUACAUCAUUUGCGAUGACGGAACUGAUAAAUCGGCAACUGAAAGAGCAUACAGCGUCGAUGAAUACAAGAGAAGCGAGACAUUAAAGAUCGACGUUAAUUAUUAUUUAUUAAGUCAGGUUUUACCUGUUGUUAUUCGGCUUUGCGAUCCAAUUGAUACAAUCGACGACGUACUGUUGGCAACGCAUCUAGGACUGGAUGGAAUUUAUAAAUCCAGACGAGUGAUCCACGAACGAGAAGAUGAGGUAGCAAUCCCAUUAACCGAUGAGGAAAGAUUCCGAUACUGUGUGCCCUUGAAAUUCAAAUGUCGAAAUGAGAAGUGCCAAACGGAUAUCAUCGUUAAAGACAUUGUGACCAAAUCUUCCGCAGGUACUCGGUUUUCAUUAACUACAUGUUCGAAUGAAGAGUGUCGUGUACCACCUUGGACAUAUUCGAAAGCCAUUGAAAACGAGUUACAAUUAGCUAUCAGGCAUGUAAUUAGCGAAUACUAUGGAAGCUCAUUGGAGUGCGAAAAUCCCCUGUGUUCUUAUGUAACGAGAUCAUUGCCAUUAGAUUUUGAAGGAAAUCACCCACAGUGUACCGAGUGCGAAGAUGGUUGCAUGCACAGAAUUUAUUCUGAAACUAUGCUGUACACCCAGUUCUGUUACUACCUUCAUCUAUUUGACCGACGUCAACCGGUUUGUAAAAAUUUGAUAAAAGCACAGCCACGUGAAGUGAUUGCAGUAUAUGAUACGCUUAAAGAGACUGUUGAGAAGUACUUGAAGCGGAAUGCGUAUUCCGUCGUAGAUCUGGGCAAAUUAUUUACCGAAUUUGAUAAAGACGAAGAUAUUACAGAUUUGCUGCACGCAGACGAAUUAGAGGAAAUUGAGGAUUUCGAAAUGUCGCUUAAUAACUAAAGAAUUAUCUUAAAUAUAGUAGUCAGGAGAUCCCAAGGCUCAUUUCUCCCAUAGCUUUCACAUAGUCCUCGAAACGUAUGACCCAAGUUACUGUAAAACAUUAUUUUAUUACUCUAUUAUAACUUGUCAGCUGUUGUACCCUCGCUUACCGUAUGUACAAAGAAUACAAGAUAUUUGUUUAUUAA
This is a messenger RNA of Orussus abietinus, 4864 nucleotides long. RefSeq names its product DNA polymerase alpha catalytic subunit (gene DNApol-alpha180). The record is from RefSeq and is a predicted model, not a curated record. Gene Ontology annotation, biological process: DNA replication; lagging strand elongation; mitotic DNA replication initiation. Gene Ontology annotation, molecular function: purine nucleotide binding; single-stranded DNA binding; chromatin binding. NCBI's taxonomy places the organism in Eukaryota, Metazoa, Arthropoda, Insecta, Hymenoptera, Orussidae. Gene Ontology annotation, cellular component: alpha DNA polymerase:primase complex. The coding region runs from base 189 to 4679 and encodes 1496 amino acids. The transcript is spliced from 21 exons.